Molecule: messenger RNA, 1944 nt
Organism: Sporisorium graminicola
Lineage: Eukaryota; Fungi; Basidiomycota; Ustilaginomycetes; Ustilaginales; Ustilaginaceae
Exons: 1
Coding region: 1-1944 (647 amino acids)
Source: RefSeq, a predicted model, not a curated record
AUGUCGCUCUUUGGCGGACGACAAGCCAAGCAGCCUUCUAACAACAGCAGCCACAGCCGCGUGGGAUGGGGCCUGCCCGGCGCAUCAGCCUCUGCACGUAAUCGCGACGAACGUGAAGCGCUCAUCUCGGCGUCAACGGGUGGCGACGACUUUGACGACUCGGACGCCAUUUCGCUGCUCAGCAACAUCGCUGAUCGCGACUCGAGGCGUGGUGGAGGUGGCGCCGCCGCUGCGCGCCGUCGUGCGCGUGCGAGGGCGAGAGCGCAGGGCAGGACGUGUGGCACUUUUUGGUUCGAUGUUGAGGACUGGACUCGCGCCUUGUCGUGCGGUCUCCUCGGCAGAGGGCAGAGCAACGAAGAUGGAAGUGCGGGGAGACAGCGUGUUGCUUCGAUAGGGAGUGUCAUGAGUCGCGGAGCUAGGCGUCCCAACGCUUCGUCGUCGUCAGCUUCCGUUGGGGCGGCGUCCCGACAUUCGCGCUCGCUCAGCGACGCCAGCACGGACAGCGGAGCAAGUCUAACAGGCUCUGGGUUUGCAGAGAGCAUCGAUGCGGAUGCGGGAAUGCUGGACGACCAGGCCAUUGCUCAAUUCGGGCAGCCCAGUCCCCCAUCGCGAGAACAAACAGAUACAGCCGCAGAAGCUGAGGCAGAGCCGUUGAAAGCAAGAGCAGAGGACGUGGCAAGAGCAAAGGAGGAAGCGGAAGCGGAAGCAGCACAGCGACAGGCCCAAGCAGAACGUCAGGCAGCAUUGGAAGCAGAGGCUGCCCGACUACAACAAGAAGCCGAGGCCGAGGCGCAACGGCAAAAGGAAGAAGAAGCAUGGCUUGCAGCUGAGGAGGACGCCGCCAUCGCCAAAGCCCGUCGCAAAGCCGAACGCAAAGCUGCCAAAGCUGGUCUGCUCAAGCUGCAGCAAGAGACACAGGCGGCGCAGCGAUGGCGUACCGAAGCCGAGGCGGAAGCGGCUGCCGGUGGAUUUACUCUUGCUGAUGCAGAAGCGGACGAUUCGCACCACCACGAUACCGAUCGCGAAGUAUACGCGCAGCAGCAGUUCGACUACCGCGGUGCAGACUACCACGCGCACGAGGGCACAUACGGUGCUGAGUUCGACCAGUACGGAGACGCAGACGAGGCGGAGGGUUAUUAUGCUACAGUGCAGGAGCAAGGGCCGGGCGGAGUGGUGCAUCACCAUCACUACUACCAUGCCGCACCGCCUGAAGCCGAAGUGGAAGAGUUUGUCUAUCCUGUCUCGCCUCACGCUCACGGCGCACCUGUAUUUGCCGAUGCUACCAAGCCACCAGUCGACGAGGCAGACGAAGCGACAGCGGACAAGACCGUAUCCGAGGACGAAGCCGAUAUUGCCGGGCUUUCGUUCGGCCGCAAGAAGGCUGGCUCGCGACGCAACGACUCAGGCAGUGCCAGUGGUAGUCGCAGUGCAGCCGGUCUCACGGCACGCACGACCACCACUGGCGGUGGCUCGUCUUCAGGCGGCAGCGGAUCAGGCCACCGCCCCACGUCCGCCUCCUCCUCUGCUGCUGGCCGCACGCACUACCGCGACCGGCCACGUCGGCACGAACGCACCUCGUCCAAGUCCUCCAAUUCGUCCUCGGGCAUCUUCUCGUACCACUCGUCCAACACGUUACACCCCAUCGCGGCCCCUUCGACCGCCGCUACCUCGGUCACGUCGCCGCGGGUGCUGCCGAACCUGUACGAGUCGGAAGCGAUCUACACGAGUGCGAAGCCGGUGCAAGGGGAAGGGGCCGACGAGGUGGCACAGGCGCAGUUUGGCAAACCGGAUGUAGACGCCAAUGAGUUCGGCGUCAUCACGGCAGGGACGAACAAGGGCGGCGCGGGGAGGGUGAAAAAGUCGUACCGCGACAAGAGGGGCCCGAGCCAGCUGGUGGACGAGCAGGCGGGGACGGACUCGUUUGAGGGGUUUCCUGGAUUCUAA